ACAUUAUAGUUGUUAACAAAGGGUUUGUUUCCACGCUUUACGUCAUCUAUGAAUGCAUUGAAACACAAGUUUUCGUUCAUAUGUUUUGAAUGCAAUUGAAUUUUGCGUUAAUUUAACCAUUAAUUGAUUGUUUGGUUUAGAAGUGAAGACAAGUGAUCACUGAAAUCAUGCCACCGAAGAAGACGUCGGCGCCUCAGCCCAGCAAAAAGACUGAGACCAAGAAGAAGGAUAAGAUCAUUGAGGACAAGACGUUUGGUUUGAAGAAUAAAAAGGGAACAAAACAACAGAAAUUCAUACAACAGGUUCAGCAUCAGGUCAAACAACAGGGCGUCAAACGGCCCGAAUUACUUCCCAAUUCUGGUGUCGCGAAGAAAGACGAGAAGAAGAAAGAGUUGGACGAAUUGAACCAAUUGUUCCGUCCGGUGGCCACUCAGAAGGUGGAGAAAGGAGUGGACCCGAAGUCAGUGUUGUGCGCGUUCUUCAAGUCGGGUCAGUGCGGCAAAGGAGACAAAUGUAAGUUCAGUCACGACGUGUCCGUCGAACGCAAGAGCGAGAAGAAGAACAUGUAUGAAGACAACCGACAGGAGGACACUAUGGAGGACUGGGACGAA
Medioppia subpectinata is the source of this 611-nucleotide messenger RNA. The record is from the annotation of a GenBank genome assembly. Lineage: Eukaryota; Metazoa; Arthropoda; Arachnida; Sarcoptiformes; Oppiidae.